This is a messenger RNA of Musca domestica (house fly), 4367 nucleotides long. Its product is annotated as protein lines-like. The transcript has 2 exons. The record is from RefSeq and is a predicted model, not a curated record. Lineage: Eukaryota; Metazoa; Arthropoda; Insecta; Diptera; Muscidae. The coding region runs from base 462 to 3317 and encodes 951 amino acids.
GAAAAAGAUGAUAAUUAUAAGUGUUCAUAUGAGAGAUGUGAGAACGAAAUAGUCAACAAAAUAUGAAUUGAAGGCGGAAUUCAAGACAACGCGAAAGUCGACCUACGUAUCCCUAAUGUCAAAGCAAGAUGGCGACAUAGUAUGUGAAUUAAGAAAAGAAGUCGAAAUCAAGAAAAAAAUUGAAAAAUUCUUUUACUGUGGCUUGUGUUAUUUUAUUCCGAAUUAAUUAUUACUCAAAACAAUAAUUUUAUAUACUCAACAUUCCGUACAAUGUUUGUGGCUAACGAUCAACAUGAUACGUUCGGUUUGGUACACGAAAACAAAUGAAGUGUUGUGCGCAGAUAUCAAAAACAAAACAUUUUAACAUAAAAAAAGCUAAAAAGGAAUAAAUUAAAAUCUCCAUUUGGUCCAUCAACUGUUUUGAAUUGGACGUCAGGAACGUCUGUCACGCCUUUGGAGCUAUGUCUUCCCAAAAGGAUACCCAGAGUAGAGGGGACCUUAACUAUGUGCUGAUGCCAGGAGCCGGAAUGCCUUCCACAGUUCAAAAUUCGAAUAACAACAACAACAACAAUAGCAAUAAUAUAAAUGCCAACAUAAAUCCGUCAUCGUUGAGUCUUGCGAACAAUAGUGCCAACCAUGAACAGCCCCAAACUAAACGGCAGAAAAUUGAAAAAAUAAAGCCAUCAACAACAGUUGAAAAUUCGACUCCUGUCUCAAAUAUUUCUACUGCAGCCAUACCAUGCCCUCCGGAUAUAAUUUAUAGCAGUGAUAAGAUUCCUUUGUGUUCCUCCUUGUCGUCCUCGGUAAACUCUAUAGCCACACAAAGUUCAUCGUCAAAUAACUCACCGUCAUCCACCCCGAGUAGUUCGAGAGCAUCUUCGCUAACACAGCUGUUAAGUGUACAAAACAUAGCCACCAGCAUCUUGCCCACAUCCAAAGAAGAUUCAUCCGUAGCUAUACACAAUGAUCACAAUAUGAUAGCAAGUGCCUCAAGUGGCUGUAGUAGCAGUAGUGUGUGUAGUUCCAAUGACCAUUCAGCCGACGAGGUGGAUCGGGUUACACUACCUGAUCUGCUGUCCUUGUCUUCGGCCAGCAACAUCGCCAGCAGCAGUAAUAAAUUACUUAACAAUAAUCUAACCACAUCCUGCCACACUGUACCAAAUACUAACCAUGCAACAACAACAAUACCUGCGCGGGCACAAAGGCUGGAUGAAAUUACCGCCUCCCAGGAUAUGCGGGAAUUUGAAGAAUCUUUGAAUAGACAGUGUUUGUGUGGAGUCUCGGAGCGUAUGCUGCGAAAGCCAUUCCAAUCGCAUUAUUCAAUGGAUGCCAAUGGCCAGAAACGUGUGGCAAACCUAAGUGAAUGGCCGACGAAUAAACUCUUGCAAUUCCUCUCGAAUCUACAGUUACUAUUUGACAUAUAUCUAAAGCAGAACUCCAAGGGCUUUAUAUGUGCGCGUAUCAUGGAUGUUUGUGAUGCUCUGAUACGCAAUGACCACAAUCUCAUCGACGAGAUCAUCGUCCUGGCGGGCUAUAACAAUAUGUAUGUACAGUUUCUGGCCGGACGUGUUCUGGCCUCAUUUCUGGUUAUAGCCAAACAGGAAAUGGACGAUGAUUGGUUAAAGAAACUGGUGGAUAAUCUGUUUAACUUUGAUCGUCUGGAUUAUGUUGCCGUUCAAAAAAUGCACUUUAGCUUGGAGAUAAUUAAACGCAUUGUUGAAUGGAAGGACAUUGAUCUACAUCCCCUGGAGGAAGAGAUUGCCGAAACGCAUAGUAUAUCGGAGCCGACGGCUUCGACAUCUGUGGGGGAGAGUAGACAUGGAUAUUUGCAUUUCCAAACACAACAAACUUCGCUGGAGAGCAAUUACUUUGCCAUGCAUUAUCGUUCUACGGAGAAUAUUGACGAUGUGUCGGCUGCCAAUGAGGGUAGUGGACCUAUUUAUGCCCAUAGCACAGCGGCCAUGCAACAUCAACAACAUCACUUUAAUGGUAUGGAAACGCAUCUAAUUAAUCAUCAUCAUCAUCCUCAGCAUAACACUACAUUGGGUCAAGGCUGUCAUCUGGUCACGCUCACCGACUCGGAAAGUUUUGAUACCACCCAUCUUAAAUGCAUUACCAUCAAAAUACUCGAAAACAAGUGGCCUGCAUUGGUGAAGAAUAUGUCGGCGCUAAUAGCCAAUCAUUUGGAUGUGGAAAAUGCCGAAAACUGCAUCUUGAACUUUCUCCAGCUAUGGGAGAAUAUCAUUUCGGUAAAAGCAAAUCUCUCCAUAGUGGAGACCUUGCCAUUCUAUGCCCAGUUGGAUAAAUUCGAAUUGCUUUUGAACCAGCACCUGUCGUGCACAGUGUACAAACAAAUGUUGUGUCUGUUCAAUGAGGCCCUGUGCUAUGGCUCCACAUUGGCGCUGCAGGAUAUGUUGCCCGACGAAACCUGUAUGUUGGCACAUCAAAUUGUGCGGCAUGUAAAGGAUUUUCGUAUCUUAGAAUCUCUACCUCGUCGACAGCCGGAGAAUAUUGUGGGCUUUAUUGGUUUCAAGCGGAAACCAGUUGCAUACGCCGCCCAGUCACUUCAACAUCAUCCCUAUGGACACGAUGAUGUCAACUCAAGUGCCUUGAAUGCGGCCGAAGUUAUUGAGAUGGACAAGACGAUUUUACAGAAAAUCGUGCUACUCGUCCUGAAGUCAAUAGCCGUUACGGUCAAGGAAAUACGCAGCGAUUCAUCGGAUUCGUCUAUUGAUUCCACGGAUUACGAUGCCUUUCAGGAUAUGGUGUUAAUUGAACGCUCCAUACGAGAUGUUCUGCGCAAACUGGAAUCAUUUAUUAAACACACUCUGGAAUUCCAUCCUGAAUGUCAUUUUAGUAAAAUUCUAAUACAUCUAUUCGAUGAUCAGGACGAUCAUCUGAUUGAGGCCAUGGUGUGUACGCUGGACGUCACGGCUGGCAUAUCAUUUCGCAACAAUGCAUUUCCCGAAUUGGUUUCCAUGUUGAAUCCCGUCUACACAUUCCUAGAGUUCCUGAAAAUGAUAUCGAACAGUUCGGAUUUACUGCUUGAUUUGCUGGUUAGCAAUGAGACGUGUUUCCUGUUGUAUUUGUUGCGCUUCCUCAAGUACAUACGGAUGAAUUGGUCCAUGUUUGUACAGAGCUGCCAUGACUUUGGUAUGGGUGCUAGCACACUGGACGAGGCGAUGAGUGUCUUGAUACGAUUGAGACUGCAAAUAUCAAGGCUGGUGUCGCGCCAGCUGUAUCCCUAUGACAUUUCACCGGUGCUGCGUCUCUUGGAGAGCUGUGAAAGUCUUUACGAAGGUAAUGAGUUGAGUUAGCCGUCGAGCUGAGAGCGUAACAGUAACGUCUUCCAUUCCAAGCAACAUAUCACAAAUCGAAACGAAACAAAAAACUUUCAAUACAAAUGCAAAGUAGUAGUAUUCCAAGCCACUUUUGUAGUUUGAAAUCGAAACAACCGUUGACAAGUACAUGUUCAAAUAUCUUGCCUUUUAGUGUGUAAUAUUUUUUUUUUUUCAUUUUAAUUUUAAUUUUAUUUAAUAAAAAUUACACCAUAAGUAGUUUAGUGUUAAUAAUUUUUAACAAUAGUAAUAAUAAUAAUAAUAAAAUGUACAUUAAAGAAAAAAAGUGAAAGAAAUAAGGAGCAAAUGCUUUUAUCUCUCAACACUUGGAACUAUUAGAUAGGUGACUUUGAGUAUCAUAAUAUCUGGCAAAAAAUGAAAAACUAUUUUAUAUACAAAUUUCGAUAAUGAAAGAAAAAGUGCACAAUAAUGAUUUUUAAUAAUGAAAUUUUUAUAAUAAAAAAACUCUUAAUAUUAUUUAUAUAUAUAUUAUAUAUUUUCGAGAUAAAUGUAAAUAACACAAAUAUAUUUUAUAUAUAUAUAUGUAUCUGUGGUUUUCUGAAGGGAAAAGAACUUGUGUACAUUUUAAGUUAUUGCUGCGAAUUUUUUGUACUUUCCGAGAGCUUUUUGUUUCAUGGCAAGAAUCCAUUUUUAAAAGAAAAAUCAACAGUUUUUGAAAGAAGAAAAGCCUAAAAUCGGAUGUUAAUUAGAAACAUAAAUUAAAACAUCAUCAAUUUUUGGAUGAAAAAUUUAUUUUUUUUGCUCUCCUGAAACUUUAAAAUUUUAAACUUGUUUUGGUUUUUUUUUCGUUUUCAGAAAAUCACAUGUGUAUGCGCUUCACAUAUAUAUAGCAUAGUAUAGUAUUUAGUUUGUUUCAUGAUUUUAGUUAAGGGCCCUAAACAUAAAUUACACCAACACACCCGCUACGUUUAACUACCACAACUACACUACAUUCACUGCUCUUUAUACAUAUUCAUAUCAAAUAGUUUACGAAUAAAAUCCGUAUACAUUUUUUUGUAAAUUGUUUCA